Anarrhichthys ocellatus (wolf-eel) is the source of this 1659-nucleotide messenger RNA. RefSeq names its product hydroxycarboxylic acid receptor 2-like. Gene Ontology annotation, molecular function: G protein-coupled receptor activity. Gene Ontology annotation, biological process: G protein-coupled receptor signaling pathway. NCBI's taxonomy places the organism in Eukaryota, Metazoa, Chordata, Actinopteri, Perciformes, Anarhichadidae. The record is from RefSeq and is a predicted model, not a curated record. Gene Ontology annotation, cellular component: plasma membrane. The transcript is spliced from 2 exons. Bases 76 to 1143 code for a protein of 355 amino acids.
UUGUUCUCCAGAGGAGCUGGACAUCAUUUUCAUUUGUCUCCUGAUUCAUCAGUUAGAAUAGAUACACAAUAUAAAAUGUUCAACACCACCUCCUCCAUGUUGAACCUGACCACCCCCCCGCCCGGCUGCCCCCCCGUCGGUAUCCAGCUGGAGGGCCUGAUUCUGCCCCCGGUGCUCACCGUGGACGUGGUGCUGGGGCUGCUGGGAAACGUGGUGGCUCUGUGGAUCUUCUGCUUCAAGCUGAAGACCUGGAACCCCAACAACCUGUUCCUCUUCAACCUGGUCAUCGCAGACUUCCUGGCUCUGGUGAGUCUGCCGCUGAGGAUCGACGCCUUGCUCAGGGGCCACUGGGUGUUCGGAGACGGUCUGUGCCGGAUCAACCUCUUCCUGAUGUUCUCCAACCGCUCGGCCAGCAUCGCGCUCAUGACGGUGGUCGCCAUCUACCGCUACUUCAAGGUGGUCCACCCUCACCACCGCUUCAACCGGCUGACCCUGCGUCAGGCCGCGCUGGUGUCGGCGUUCGUCUGGCUGCUGGUCGCCGCUCCUCGGCUCCCCAUGCUGGCCUUCAGCCACAUCAAGGGCGCCGGCGACGGGACCCAGUGCUUCUUCUUCACCUCCUACAAAGAGGCGUCGCGGGCCAUCGUGGUCUUGGUCGGCACGCACCGCGUCCUGACGGUGCUGGAGUUCGUCUUCCCGACGGCCAUGCUGCUGUUCUGCUCCGUCCGCAUCUCCGGCUUCCUGAGGCGCCGGCGGAUGGGGAACCCGGAGAAGGUGCGGAUGGCCAUGCGGGUGUGCGUCGCCAUCGUGGCGGUGUUCACCGUGUGCUUCCUGCCCACCACGGUGGCGACCGUCGGGGUGUGGGUGAUCCGCUCGUACCGGCCGUGGGACUGCGCCUCCUUCUACACCUUCACCCAGCUCACCAUCGUGUCCCUGGGGCUGAACUUCCUGAACUCGGCGCUGGACCCCGUGGUCUACGUCUUCUCCAGCUCCAUGUUCCGGAGGGCGCUCUGUGGCGCGCUGCCCCGGGCACUGCGCUGCGGCGAGUCGGACGACAGCGAGAACGCGGCGUCGUCGGGGACUCAAACCACCGACCAGCAGGAGAUGAAGUCCACGAGGGCCGAGACAGGAAGUGGAGCCAUGUGACCAGCUUUCCCUCCAUUAUAACGACUGGAUUCGAUAUUCACGACUCAUUAUAUUGUAUUUAAACGUCCAGAUUUACUUUUAGUUUGGAGGGUAUGAAUUCACUUUUGCUUCAUAUUUAUUCUCAUUAUUAGCGAUCCAACAUCUUCCUCAAGUUCUGGUUCAUUUAGUAGAAAGAAACACGUUAUUCAUGUUAUUUUCUCCACUUAAAAUAAUAGAAUCAAGUGUUUCUUUGGUCUUUAGAUGUUUUCUCAUUUUAUAAAUGAAUCUGCCUUCAUUGAUUUGUGCCUUCAGUGACUCAAACAUAUGUUUGAACUCUAUUGGCCCCUAACAUGUCCCCUGACUGACUUAUAUGUUCAUGUUGUUCUCUUCAAACCCAAACUGGUUCUCAUGGUUCCACUUUGGAGACAUUUCACAUGUCAGUCAUCGUUUCAGACACUUUAUAUUUUUACAAAAAAUCCUCCUGUUGUUUGAAAGUUGAUGAUCUCUUUUAGACGAGACUUCUUUAGGUUUGAUCUG